AUGCGGCGGGAAGUUGCCGACGGACAUGACGCCCAUGAACCAUUGAUCCGCGGGAGUGAAGAAGAUCUCCACCACCAUGAUGGAGACCCCGGACCAACCCCAAACACAAGUAUCCGGAGCGCGGCUCCCAUCGUCAAGUUCUUGACUCUUUCGGCCGGCAUUUCUGGAUUAUUGUUUGGUUUCGAUACCGGUGUGAUAUCGUCGACAUUGGUCUCCAUCGGAUCCGAUCUGUCAGGACGGCCGCUCACGACCACACACAAGAGUCUUAUCACUGCAGUCACGAGUUUGCUGGCACUUAUCUCGGCACCCUUUACUGGAGUGUUUGCCGAUAAAUAUGGACGAAAGUCUGUCAUUUUGGUACCUGCGCUGCUAUUCAUUGUUGGCGCUUUGGUGCAAGCCAUCGCGCAACAUGUAUCGGUCAUGGUCGCCGGGCGUGCCUUGGUCGGAGCAGCAGUCGGAGUGGCGUCUGGAGCAGUGCCGUUGUAUAUCACGGAGCUCGCACCUGCUGAGCUACGAGGAAGGCUCGUGACUGUACAAUCGCUCUUCAUUACUGGUGGUCAGGUGGUGGCGUACCUUAUUGGCUGGGGAUUUGCCUUUCUGCCUCAUGGUUGGAGGUGGAUGGUAGGCUCGGGAGCUGUUCCUGGCCUGUUACAGCUGUUUCUCAUAGCCUGGAUGCCAGAGACUCCAAGAUGGUUAUUGCAGACGGGACAAGAUGGAGAAGCAAGGAGUGUACUCAACGAAGUCUAUGCAGGUCUACCAGAGCACGACCGUGCGCUGAUCGUGCAGAAUGUGCUCGUCAGUGUACAAGCUGAGAUCACUGCUGAAGACAAAGCACAUUCAAGAAGCGACAGUGCUAGUGGUAGCAGCAGAUUUCGAGAUGCCACGAAGGACUUGUUUGCAGUGCCCGGAAACAGAAGAGCGCUAAUCAUCGCGUGCAUGCUGCAGGGUCUGCAACAACUCUGCGGUUUCAACUCGCUCAUGUACUUCAGCGCCACAAUCUUCUCCUUGGUCGGCUUCACUUCACCCAUCGGCACUUCAUCAUCCGUCGCAGUCACGAACUUCGCCUUGACACUCGUGGCCUUCAACCUGAUCGACACCGUCGGACGUCGAAACAUUCUGCUGAGAAGCAUACCAUUCAUGGUUCUGGGUCUCCUCCUUUGCGCAGUCGCUUUCUCCUUCAUCAACAUGGGCGAUGCCUCAGCAGCCGGCGACGUCUACAACCCAAAUGCCUCUUCCGUGUGGUCGAUUGUGCUCCUGAUCAGUAUGAUCUUCUUCGUGGCUUCGUACGCUAUAGGUCUCGGUUGUGUGCCUUGGCAGCAGUCUGAGCUGUUCCCCUUGCGUGUACGGUCUCUCGGAAGUGGGCUGGCCACAGCCACCAACUGGAGCAGUAACUUUAUCAUCGGCAUGACCUUUCUGCCAAUGAUGGGUAUACUGGGCGCCAGCGUUACCUUCACAUUCUAUGCUGUUGUGUGCUUUGUUGGCUGGUUCUUGAUCUGGAAGAUAUACCCCGAGACCGCAGGUCUAGAGCUGGAGGACAUUGGCGAGCUCUUGAAAGAUGGAUUUGGAGUGCAGAGAAGUGUGCGAGAGUUUCAAGACCGGCAAAGGACCAAGGUCGUGCAGAGCACUGUUGCAGAACAGUAA
Molecule: messenger RNA, 1641 nt
Organism: Fulvia fulva
Lineage: Eukaryota; Fungi; Ascomycota; Dothideomycetes; Mycosphaerellales; Mycosphaerellaceae
Product: Myo-inositol transporter 1
Exons: 2
Coding region: 1-1641 (546 amino acids)
Biological process (GO): transmembrane transport
Cellular component (GO): membrane
Molecular function (GO): myo-inositol:proton symporter activity
Source: RefSeq, a predicted model, not a curated record